UCGAAGUGCAUCAUGCUCUGAUGAUGGCAUCUCAUGUCCCCCAUCUGCUGCGGGUCACUUGACAAGAUCAGGUGAUGACGAGGGUGCCCAGAAGGGGUCGCGACCCACAGGGAGAUCCUAUGGUGGCCAGGAGGAAGUGACAGAAGCAAAGACAACAAACAGGAAGAAUGAAGAGAGCGAAGAGAGAAAUCAAGGACUCAGACAGGGAUGGGUCAUGAAAGGACUAUCAGGGAAAUCUAAGGCGUCUGGGUCAGAGGACGCGCCCCCGCUCUGUUACGUCACGGCCCCUCGGGCGGUGUCAAAGGUCGUGACCUGUGACCUUGUGAAUGGCCUGAGCUCGCUGAUGGUGUCCGAUCUGGAGGAGCUGGUCAGCAACGUCCUGGAGCUACAGCUCCCUACUAAGACCUGCUUCCCCAUCACCGUGGCGAUUCCAUUCCGCUCCCGUUACCGUGGCAACUACCGGGACAUCCUGGUGAAGGUGGUGGACCAGGACUCCAGAGUCAGCUACGUCACCCCCGUCUCCACCGAGGGCAGCUACGGAGGGAAGAAGGGUUCCUAUGCGGAGGUGCGGGUGUACACCCUGGGUGUGUUCGCGGUGCUAUCCUGCUUGAGGAAGGAGACCUACACCAUCCCCAGGAGAGGCCUCUCCCUCAAGCUCAGCAUCGACUCCAGGAUCUGUCUGGACUACAUGCCCGGAGCCUUCACAUCCCCCGUCAUCGCCCAGGCUGUGGUGCAGCCAGUGGACCCAGCUCUGUUGUCCACGCUCAAGUCCAACGUGGAGGUGUACCACACUGUGUUGUCCACCAGCCCCCUCCUCUACCUCACCCACCCCAGCACACAGGCCCCCCGCAGGCCCUUGGCCCUCACGCUGCCCUGCCCCCCCAACCCCGAGCGCCAGAGCCAGAGACCCGGGGAGGAGGGAGACACCACCACCACCACCACCACCGCCGUGGCUGUGAGUGCUUCGGUCAAGUCUUCUAGGGAGCUGGCCAAGGAGCAGCUGGUUGUCCUGGGCUGGAGGGAGGAGCAGUGGAACGUUCUGGAUCACGUUCCUGUCAAGAACCUGCAGAACGGCCUGGUGUCCUUUGAACUGGCGGAACACUUUGAAAGGCUGCUGGUGUUCCGUCUGCAGUUCCCUGUGAGGUCCUCCUACCUGGUGGCUGUGGUGGAGGAGAUCGAGGCCUCCGUGCGCCGCGCCAUGGUAACCAUUGUGCUCCGGAGGCAGAGGCAGGACCCCCACAGCGUGGUGGUGGCAGCCCUGCCCAGCAGAGACCUGGACUGGGAGCUGGCCAAACUCCAGGGCCAGGCUUACUGCGGCCCACCCGAGCCCUCCGGAGAAAUCAGCAUGGCAGAGGGAGACCAGCUGCUGCUGAGUUUCAGUGGGAAUAUUACGGGCAUGGCCAAAGGAGAUACCAGGCCAGUUGACCGUGAAUCAGUGUUUCUGAAGACUAUCACCUUCCACAACCAGCGGAAGAACCACGAGUACCUCACGCUAGCGGUGCUGGACCCCUUCGGGAACUACAGCUCUCCGCACUACAAAGGGCUGGCUGUGUUCCAGUGCAUCCCCAGAGGCCAGCUGGUGUGGAAGGGCAACGCGGUUGCUCCUGCGCCACAGCACCCUCUAGGGGAGCCCGUGUGUAAACUCUCCCUCACACUACCCAAGAAACUAAGAAUAGCCAGCCGGCUGUCAAGUGCAAGAUUAUUGCCACACACUCACUCUGACUCCCUGUCUGAUGAGCUGCUGUCGUGGCUGUGUGAUGAGUUGUGUGAGGAGGAGGCUGCUCUUCUCGUCUUAGCCCUGAGGGUGAAGCGCAGCGCGGUGCAACUGGCCAGACUCCGGGCCGGGCCCGAGCCAGAAGCGGUGCAGCUGGCCCGACUCCGAGCCGGGCCCGAGCCAGAGGGUACCACUAUCAACAGAGACAGCCACAGCACCAGCAGCCCCAACAGCCCCAACAACCUGAGCCUGCCCGGCGCCAGCCCCGGCCCCGGGCCCCGACAGGCCUUCCACGCGCUGGCCCUGUGGCGCAGGAGCCUGCCCUCCCACGGCCCCAAGGCCCCGCUGCUGGCACGGUGCCUCACCAGGGCCGGGAGACCAGACCUGGCCAGGGAACUGCUGCUCAGGGAGAGGGGCCGGUAG
Engraulis encrasicolus (European anchovy) is the source of this 2137-nucleotide messenger RNA. It is a transcript of the gene dthd1, whose product is annotated as death domain containing 1. The record is from RefSeq and is a predicted model, not a curated record. Lineage: Eukaryota; Metazoa; Chordata; Actinopteri; Clupeiformes; Engraulidae. The coding region runs from base 215 to 2137 and encodes 640 amino acids. The transcript has 11 exons.